This is a messenger RNA of Onychostoma macrolepis, 6949 nucleotides long. It is a transcript of the gene xpr1a, whose product is annotated as xenotropic and polytropic retrovirus receptor 1a. Bases 1741 to 3738 code for a protein of 665 amino acids. The record is from RefSeq and is a predicted model, not a curated record. Lineage: Eukaryota; Metazoa; Chordata; Actinopteri; Cypriniformes; Cyprinidae. Gene Ontology annotation, cellular component: plasma membrane; Golgi apparatus; cytoplasm. Gene Ontology annotation, molecular function: inositol hexakisphosphate binding. Gene Ontology annotation, biological process: cellular response to phosphate starvation; phosphate ion transport. The transcript has 16 exons.
AAAUUUGUUUUGCAUUCAUACUCAGAGUAUUGAACAAACUACAUUCAAACAAAACAUUCUUGAGCAAAUAUAGUUCACAAAUUUCUUUAGAGAACAGUAUUAUUUUUCCUAUUUAUGUCCAAAGUAAGGCGGAGUGCACAUCGCUGAGCACUAAACACAUGUAAUCUGCUUCAUACUGGACACCAGAGGGCGCCCUCGUGCAGAAACUACACAUAUGCAUCACAGACAUGAUAGAACUCAUGACGCUCCAGGACAUCCCUAAAAUGAGCAAAGGCAUCUAGCUAUAGCUAUGACUGAAUAAAAAGAAGAUAUAAACGCUUAAACUGAUCAAACAUGAAUACAGUAAACUCACGAAUGACAAUAUGGUUUAUCUGUGUUCUUCAAGCCAUCUCUGGUAUUUUCAUAAAAAUAAAGUAUAUUUAUAAUCCAAUGCUAAUCCAACGCUGGCCGUCGGUUGAGUACCCCUUUGGAAUAUAAGACGCAGCACAUUUCAAAUGAUAAAAAUAGUGUUUUAUGUUCAGGAAAAUAUGGUAUAGUAACAUUUCUUUGUCUGCCAUUUGAGCUUGGGAAACAUGCUGCAAAACAAGGUAUUUCGCAGAUUAUAUUUUGAAACAGGCUUCGCAUCAGGAGCGACUAUAAUGCCUUAAAAUGCCAUUAUCAAUUAUCCAAAAGUAAUGCUAUCGUUCAGAACGUUUGUUCUUUUAAGCUGUAACCGAGUGAAAUUUCUUCUCCAAAGUAGGAGCCAAGGUGGAUGGCCUUGUUAGUCAGAUGCAGAUGCUUGCAGUCUGAUCCCAUUGUUUCUAAUACAAAACUCUUCGUCGCACCAGGGCCAGAGCUCUCAAACGAUCCUAGAGUCAGAUGCUAUUGUUUAUAGAGAGGCGAGAGAGCGACUCCAGAGGCUCUCUGAUUGGAUUAGCUGGUUAAAAUCCCACUAGACGAACAGAAUACUGAUGCAGUCUCUCUCCUCACCUUCUCUGAUACACUUACUUCCCUCUGAACAGGAUACGGAGUACAAGAAUAUCAGUUAACAUAGUAAAAUGCAACAGCUGUUUUUGUUUUUGGUUUUAAUUUUCACAUUUUAGAUGAAGAAAAUAAUUUUCAUAAAUGUGAUAUAUUUAUAUCUAAAAACUCUUUCUUAUAUUCACAUGAUGACCAUAGUUUUCACCAAAAUUCUAGUUAGUUGCAACCAUGAGAAAACUGUGGUAACUUAAAAACGGCAAAAAAGGGUUUGAUUUUACAGUUGCAACGAUAACUUUUAACUAUGUUAUUUUUACAGAACACAUCAUGGUAAGGGAAACACUGCAACUUAAAACUAUAUUAUAAAUUAGUCAAUGAGAAUAUUUAUCACUGUCACAUGCUCUGUUAAAAAAUCAGAAGAAAAAAAUGAGCAAAAUUCUUUUUCCUUCUCAAUAGAAUAAAGAGUGGCAGAUGUUUAUGAGAAUGGCCGAUACAGUGUAUGGAGAUGCACAUAAAUACAUAUAGCCAUAAUCAAACAGUGUGGGCUUUACGAAACAUAAUCUUCUUUCACUAAUCUUGUGUGCAGGCAACAUCCUCAUUGGCUCACAGCUCUAGAGCAUGAACACAAGAGGCAGCGUGUGGACGGAGACAGCAGACAAACAGAAAACUGGAUCCUUCAUCAGCAUCAGCAGCUGUUCACACUGAAAGUAUCAAAGUUGCACAUCACCUCUAAAGCCUCACUGACAUGGACCAAUCAGCUGUGAGCUUGAGGCUUUCAAGGAGAUGCUCUAUGCGGCCCAGGACCAGGCCCCAUCCAUAGAAGUCACAGAUGAAGACACCGUCAAACGGUACUAUGCCAAGUUUGAAGAGAAGUUCUUUCAGACAUGUGAAAAGGAGCUCUCCAAGAUCAACACAUUCUAUUCAGAGAAACUGGCUGAGGCACAACGCCGAUUUGCAACUUUGCAGAAUGAGCUGCAGACAUCUCUGGAUGCCCAGCGGGAGAGCAAUGCUCCAGGGCUGCGCAGUCGCCGCAAAACGGUGUUGCCUUUGUCCAACAAAGAGCGCAACAAACAUCGCAACAUCAAAGACCUGCAGCUGGCCUUCAGCGAGUUCUACCUCAGCCUCAUCCUCCUGCAGAACUACCAGAAUCUGAACUUCACUGGAUUCCGUAAGAUUCUGAAGAAACAUGACAAGAUUCUGGACACACAGCGUGGAGCUGAUUGGCGUGUGGCUCACGUGGAGGUGGCUCCAUUCUACACCUGUAAGAAGAUCACACAGCUCAUCUCUGAGACCGAGGCUUUGGUGACCACAGAGCUGGAAGGAGGUGACCGUCAGAAGGCCAUGAAGAGGCUGCGAGUUCCACCUCUUGGAGCAGCACAGCCUGCACCUGCCUGGACCACCUUUCGUGUGGGACUGUAUUGUGGAGUCUUCAUUGUCCUGGCUGUCGCCUUUGUCCUUACUGGUGCUUUUUUCAUUCGUAAUCAGAACAUCUGGCCACUGGUACGCAUCUACCGUGGCGGUUUCCUGUUGAUUCAGUUUCUCUUCCUCUUGGGGAUUAACACGUAUGGUUGGAGGCAGGCGGGUGUCAAUCAUGUGCUGAUUUUUGAGCUGAACCCUCGAAACAAUCUUUCACAUCAACAUCUGUUUGAGAUCGCUGGGUUUUUGGGGGUGUUGUGGUGUCUCAGUAUCCUAUCUUGUCUGUUUGCGGACUACACUUGGCUCCCUAUGCAGACGAACCCCCUCAUCCUCUACGGCUUCAUGGUGCUCUUCCUCAUCAACCCCUUCAAAACUGCCUACUACAAAUCCCGUUUCUGGCUCAUCAAACUUCUGUUCCGUGUGUUCACCGCCCCGUUCCACCGUGUGGAGUUUGCAGACUUCUGGCUGGCAGAUCAACUCAAUUCUCUGGUCAUUGUGCUGUCGGAUCUGGAGUAUCUGGUCUGUUACUACAGCAUGGAGCUGCAGUGGGGAGAUCGCAGAGGCUUACUGCCCUCCACAUAUGGUGAUGAAAGGUGUAACAGCUAUUCUUAUGGAGUUCGGGCCAUCAUCCAUUGUCUGCCUGCCUGGCUGCGGUUUGUUCAGUGUCUGCGACGUUACCGUGACACCAGGAGGGCCUUCCCUCACCUGGUGAAUGCUGGGAAAUACUCCACCACCUUCUUUGUGGUCACAUUUGCAGCCCUCUACAGAACUCAUAAAGAUCAGAAACACACCGAUGCUGAGGUGUUUUUCUACAUGCUGAUCCUGUCUUCAGUCGUCAGUUCACUCUACACACUGAUCUGGGACCUAAAGAUGGACUGGGGUCUUUUCGACCGCAAUGCAGGCGAGAAUACCUUCCUGAGAGAGGAGAUUGUUUACCCACACAAAGCCUACUACUACUGUGCCAUUAUAGAAGAUGUGAUCCUGCGCUUCGCCUGGACACUGCAGAUCUCUCUGACUUCCAUGACUGCCAUUCCUUCCAUCGAGGACAUCGUGGUUACCAUUUUAGCUCCUCUGGAAGUGUUUAGACGUUUCGUGUGGAACUUCUUCCGUCUUGAGAAUGAGCACUUGAAUAACUGCGGUGAGUUCCGAGCGGUGCGGGACAUCUCAGUGGCUCCUCUAAACGCUGAUGACCAGACGCUGCUGGAGCAGAUGAUGGACCAGGAGGAUGGAGUCCGGAACAGGCAGGGCAAAAAGAGCUGGAAACGGAGCUACAGCCUGUCCUUACGACGACCCCUGCUAUCCUCACAGUCUAAGAAGGAUACUAAGGUGCUCAUUGAGGAUACGGAUGAUGAGGCCUUCAGCUGAACCCAGAUCUCGCUAUCACGCCACCUGUCUCUGCUUUCUAUUGGUUCCUCACAGAGCUGCCUCAGCACACCUGAUCCCAAACACACACAGAUACAUACAUAUUCACACACUCGCAAAACCAUCCAAAGACAGAGUAGUGGACAGAGUUAAGCACAAAAACAGCUGUGAGACAUAUCAGGACACAACAGUGACAUCGUACAAACACUAACACACACAUCCAACGAGAUAUACACACGCACGGAAAAGCCACGUGUGGAAUUUUCCUCAAGGUACUUUUUUUAUUAGACUUUUUCAUUUUGUUCCUCUAUAUUGAUACUUUUUUGUACAUUUGUUUAGGUUUUUGAAUCUAUAUUACUGCAUAUGACUGUUUACAAACUUAAAAUAAUAACUAGGAACUACAGGGAGGAGAGUUAUCAUAUGAAAGAAUAAUAUAUCGCACACUGCACGGACUCAAAUCGCACACUAUAACUGCAGCGCAUUUAGAAAUAACAACAGCUCAGUAGCUGAUGUUUGUUAUAUUUCGUUUAGUUGUUUAUUUCUUUCAUUUUAUUUGUUUUUUGAGUUGUCAUGACAUCAGAGUACGGCCCUGGUGGCACUUUUUGGAAAUGCUUCAUAUUUCUAAACCAUAAAAAACAUGUUAUGUUUCGUCAUAUUUAAUAUGCAAAUAUGUUUUUUUUUUUUUUUAACAUGCAUUGCUUUGAUAUCAAAGCUGUCAUAUUUUUGCCAUGUAUGGUUUGUGUUUGAGAGAAUGGAGUGUGUGUGUAUCUGUGUUUUAUUUUGGGGAGCGAUAGCUGAUGUUAAACGAAAAGUUUAUAUUCUGCUGUCCUCCUGCUGAUGUAUAGAAUUUAUAUUUUCAUUGAUACUUUGACCAGUGAAACUACUGUAAGUAAACCUGACAUUGCUGGUUAAUAUUUGAAAUACUAAUACUACUAUACUAAAAAAAAAAAAAGAUCAGAUGAUUCUGUGAACUAUUUCAAAUGCAAUGAUGCACUAAACUGAAAAGAUUCAGGAAUAAUUGUCACCCAACUGCAAACUGAAUGGAAGUGGACACAUUUUUAUUGAACUAAUGUGUUUCCUAUAUGGCUUUAUAUGUCACUUAUUAAGCAUUGCCAUUACCACUGCAAGCCAAAGAGGAAAUGCAAACACUGCCAGUCGAUUAUAAUUCUUAUGGUUGUGAUAUCAGUUUUGUAUCGUGGUAAACCAUAUGAAAUGUUGUGCAUCAAAAAGUAGUUCCAGUGUGGUGAGGAGACCAGCUUUUUCUUUACCAACAUCUUAACUAUGGUCGUAGUUUGAUUAUUUGUAUGCUUGAUGAGUAUGGCAAUAUCUUUAGAAUCAGUUUUACAUUUUGAUGAAAAAAUGUGAUUGUACGUGAUCUAUAAUGUACAUUUAUAAUGUACAUUUUUACAAGACAGGUAUAACUACCUUGUCUUUCAUACAUUUUCAUACAUAGUCUCUGAAUUUCAAACAGCAUAUUUAGGAGAAAAGCAUCUGUUUUCGCCUCUUUAUCAUAAUGCUUCGAUAGCAGAGAGUGAAGACUGUCAUUUUAACUUACCAAGACUUUUUUAUGAUUAAUAUCCAUUGCUGUCAUCAAAAAAAAAAAGGAAAAAAAAGAGAGAAAAAAACACCAGGGCUGUUUUAGCUGAUAUGUGUUUUGCUUACUUCUUUUAACUUUGAGUUUACUUUGAUACUCUUUCAACAGCAUGAGUUCUUGUAUUUUUGCAAGCACAAUCUUUCAGCUGUAACUAAAAUCAAAUGAAAAGAUGGGUUUGUCUUCACAAUCUCUCUUCUUAUUUACUCUUUAAAAGAAAAGUGUUAAUGCUAACGAAAAAACAAUGUACAGAUAGCAGACGUUGUGUUUGUGAGUAACAUAUUAGUUGACUAAGUUUAUUUUUUUUAUUUAAUUUUUUGCUUAAACACAUUUAGAUUACAAAUCUAACACAGAAGAAAGGAAAAACUACAUGUGAUUUGUGGUCGCAAAAGAAUAUAGAGUGCUAUCCUCAUUGAAAAUGUGGUGUUACUGUGUUAAUGUGCAGUCCUUUUGUCCUUUAAUAUUAAUGAAAUGUCAAUCUUGUUGUUCUCAAAAUGAUCCUUUGGCACACUGUGUCUUACUUUGCUGUCUUUAGUUCUUGACUCUGAGAACUGACUGAAUCCUUUAUCAAGUAGACUAUCGAGUGGCACACAAAAAAUUGUAGAAAUGAUACACUUUCUGAACCAAUAUCACCGUAUAUGGAUGCUGAGCACAAAUUUGCUCCAUCCAGUGCUUUUUGUAAUGCAUUGCCAACUGUCUUGCCUGCAUGCUGCUUUUGUUUUGCACUGUAAAUAGUUUAAUUUUUUACAUUUUAAAUGUGUAAAAGAAUGUUGGUUAAUUUAUUGUACUAAUUAUUUAUGUACAAGUUGGAGACUCUUGCUUUAAAUGAGCAGUAUUAUGGUAGAUGAAGGGCAUUUUUGAUUAAUCACAAUCCCACAGUCUUACAUAUGUGAAUUCUGUCAAAAUAGUGUAUCUUACGAUGCUUUAGUGAAUAUGGAAUGUGAUCGGUUUUAUCUACAGUAGGUGUAUAUUUCUACUCAUAACACUUUCAUCCCCAGGGUUUGUGCCCAUUUGACAGGACUUGGGUGACGGUGGUUUUAGGUGGUUUUGUGAUCUGAUCUGGCUGGAGGGAGGAUUGGGAGAUGAUUGGGACACGUUGACAUUCUCAUUAACACCCUAUCUAGGGGUUCUGUUAUGAGAUGAACCCUCAAAAUGUAGGGUUUUUAUUUUGUACUUUUUUAUUUGACUUUUUCAAAUACAGAACUGGAAUAAUACACAAGCCCUGACAUCAUUUCUUCAUGGGGGGAAAACUAUGUCGACUUGAUUGCUUGCUAAACCCAUGAUGUUAAGUGCUUGAUAUCUCUGCAUCUUUUCUAUCUCCUAUCUUGAUGUUGUAUCCCUUCUUAAAUACUUGACUGUGACAUUGUUUGUAGCUGAUAGAUGGUUGUACUUUUGAGUAAGUAAAGACUUGAAGAAAAAUAGAAAAAACUUGUGGUUCUGUGAUUAAAUAGAAAUAUAAAAAGAAAGAAAAUGUCUCAGAGUUCCCCCUUUUACAGAGUAGUUUGUAAAUGUUGAGUGUAUUCCUAUGAUGGUUCCACUGAUGAUCUCAUUUGUGUUUCUGUAUACACUUUGGUGAUCCUGUCAUAUUUGGGUUUUAUAAACCACGCUUAUUUUUAAAACCUU